This is a messenger RNA of Chroicocephalus ridibundus (black-headed gull), 3687 nucleotides long. RefSeq names its product protein disulfide isomerase family A member 5 (gene PDIA5). Gene Ontology annotation, cellular component: endoplasmic reticulum. Bases 65 to 1654 code for a protein of 529 amino acids. Lineage: Eukaryota; Metazoa; Chordata; Aves; Charadriiformes; Laridae. Gene Ontology annotation, biological process: protein folding. The transcript has 17 exons. The record is from RefSeq and is a predicted model, not a curated record. Gene Ontology annotation, molecular function: protein disulfide isomerase activity.
GCCUGCGCCGCCAGACGUGGCAGCAGCCCGCAGCGGCGGCGGCGGGUCCGGCUCGGCGGCGGCGAUGGUUGUGCCGGGGCAGGGCGCGGGGGCUGCGCGGCGCCGCGGGCGGCUGCUGCUGCUGGGCCUGGCGGCAUUCUUGCCAGUGUUCGUGUACUCGUUGAAGGUGUCUCCACUUAUAGAAAAAAUAAGUGACCACAAGGAUUUUAAGAAGCUUCUCAGGACACGGAAUAACGUACUAGCGCUGUAUUCCAAGUCUGCUGCUGCUGCAGAAAGCUCGCUCAGGUUACUGUCCAGUGUGGCCCAGGAGGUGAAAGGACGAGGUACUAUAAGCUGGAUAGACUGCGGUGAUACUGAAAGCCGAAAAUUAUGCAAGAAGAUGAAAGUAGAUCCUAAUUCAAAGGAGAAAGGAGUGGAAUUACUCCAUUAUAAGGACGGUGCAUUUCAUACUGAAUAUAACAGAGCGGUCACAUUGAAGUCCAUGGUGGCCUUUCUCAAGGAUCCAGAAGGUGCACCACUGUGGGAGGAGGAUCCGGAAGCCAAAGAUGUUGUGCAUGUUGACAGUGAAAAGGAAUUGAGACGGCUUCUGAAGAAGGAAGACAAACCCCUUCUGAUGAUGUUCUAUGCCCCAUGGUGUGGAGUUUGUAAGAGAAUGAUGCCAUCUUACCAGCAGGCAGCCACAGAACUGAAGGGUAAAUAUGUUCUUGCGGGGAUGAAUGUUUACGCUGCUGAAUUUGAAAGGAUAAAGGAAGAAUACAAUGUCCGGGGAUAUCCUACAAUCUGCUAUUUUGAGAAAGGAAAGUUCCUGUUCCACUUUGAGAACUACGGUGCUACCGCAGCAGAUAUAGCAGAGUGGCUGAAAAACCCACAGGCACCUCAGCCACAGGCUCCGGAGACUCCCUGGGCAGAUGAAGAAAAUGUAGUUUAUCACCUGACUGAUGAGGACUUCGACAAGUUUAUAAAAGAUCAUUCUUCUGUGCUAGUGAUGUUCCAUGCACCAUGGUGUGGGCACUGUAAGAAAAUGAAGCCAGAAUAUGAGAAGGCUGCAGAGUUUCUCCAUGUAGCCAAUGAUAGUCCAGGUGUCCUUGCAGCAGUCGACGCUACCGUCAACAAGGCGCUGGCAGAAAGAUAUCACAUCUCAGGGUUUCCUACUUUGAAGUACUUUAAGGAUGGAGAGGAGAAAUACACUCUGCCACACCUCAGAACGAAAAAGAAGAUCAUUGACUGGCUGCUAAAUCCUGAAGCACCACCUCCACCUGAGCCUGCGUGGGAAGAAAAACAGACUAGCGUUAUCCACCUUGCUGGAGAAGACUUCAGGGAGUCCUUGAAGAAGAAGAAGCACACCCUUGUCAUGUUCUAUGCACCAUGGUGCCCACACUGUAAAAAUGCCAUUCCGCAUUUUACAACUGCUGCUGAAGUCUUUAAAGAAGAUCGAAAGAUUGCCUACGCUGCAGUGGACUGUGCCAAAGAACAGAAUCAUGACCUGUGUAAGCAGGAGGGGGUUGACGGCUACCCUACCUUCAACUAUUACAACUACGGGAAAUUUGUGGAAAAAUAUACUGGAGAAAGAGGGGAGUCUGGAUUCACCACUUUCAUGCGAACCCUGAGAGAAAGAGACCAUGAAAGAGUGGGAAAGAAGAAGGAUGAAUUGUAGUUUCUGCCUCAAAGGAAGCUUUCCGCUGCACUGUGAAUGGUUCCAGGUCUUUUGUUAAUGCACCUGAGACUUCACAUAUUCUCAAGACAGAGACUUUUUUUUAUAAACAGCCAUGGCCAUUUUGUACAAUUUUGAAAUAAAGUGAAACCACUUGAUUUUUAAAAGGAAAAUAAAUUAGAAUGUUGCCAUAAUGUUUUAAAGAAAACUUAGCAUUUUCUCUCAUGUUGUGAGACUAUGCCCACUGACACUCCUAUGCAAUAUUUUUGUAGUCUGUAGUGUGUCUGUAGGUGAUGUUGUUUGAUAGGGUGAUUUUUUUUUUUUAAAGGUAUUGCAGUACAUGUUAAAAAACAAAGGGGAGGGUUCACGUUUUUCGUUUUGUUUUUUAAACCAGCGAAGGAAAGUGGGACUUGUAAGACACAGAUUUAUCCAAAUGCAGUUUUACAUUCUUGUGAAAUAGUUACAUGUUCUUCAGUGAGAUUUGGGGGAACAAUUUUAAGGUGCUCAGGGAUAAAUAAGUAUCUGAGUUAAUGAAGACAUUAACAUUGACCAGUCCAGAUCUAUUGAUUUCAUUUAAAUCUCUCUGGUCUUUAAAUCAGGACUGUUUACGUACCUUUAUAGAAUGUAUUGAGUUAAUUAAACCAAGUAUCAAAAAGCAACAGAGCAUGGGUAAAAUUAAACUAAACCCUCCUUUUUUGGCAUCAAUAUUGUCAAAUGCCUCUGUGAGUUAUGGCAGGCGUGAUUACCCUGUCGGGGUAUACAGUCACCAUUAGAGGGUAUAGUCUCCCUUCAAAUUACGAUUGGCCCAUAUCAAAUGCGUGUUGGAAAGUGUUCAACUGCUUUGAUAAAUGCAUAAUACUUUUGAUAAUGCAGUAACUAUAUAUAUUAUGUGUUUACAUGCCAAAAGUUGAUCAGCAUUUGUACGUGGGAUUUUUCCUUUUAGCUCUUUCAGGAGUUGCAUAAACAAUCUCUCUCUGACAAAAUCAUCACUGUAAAACCUGUAUUAGCAGCAGUUGAAAUGUGUUACACUCUUGAUACUUUUAAAAAAAAAAAUAUGUAAAAAUGUUGAUCUGGAGGUACUUAUGUCUUCACAGGAGGGGAGAGGGAGGGGCAGGAAGUUGUGAUUCACUUUGAACUAAAAAUAAAUUUUAAAAAAGACAAGUAUUUUUAUCAUUAAUCAGCCUUGUUCAGCUUCUUCCCCGCUGGGUGCAUGACUGCAGCUGGUGGUGGUUUAGGAGGAGCCAGCGCAUGUAGGACGGGUGCCCACCACCCCUUCGCUGGGGACAGCCCGGUGUCCAGGUGUGCUGGGUGCUGUGGCAGGGGGUUCAGCAGCGUAAGGGUUGGCCUCCAUCUGCCUUGGCACUCAACGGGCGGACGAAACAGCUUUUUACAGUGAAGAACUGCGCUUUGGGUCUCAAAUCUUCUUCCUGCUCCUCAGUCCGCCCAUCUCAUUUCCUUUUGGUGGUUUGGUUCCUCGGUGAAGGCCGUGCUAAUGGACAACUCGGUGCUGUGCUGCUCAGGAGGUGAAUGGCAUCUUACCUCUUUUCUCAAUACUUUUUUCUCUCUUGCCCAAUUCAUGGCACAGUACGUUUGGCACUCGUUAAGCUGCUGAAGCCAUUAGUGAGUAAUCUGGAAUACCGGUAGCUUGAUUGGCCUUGUAUGGUAGCCAGCUUGUUAACCAUGACAUCAGUUUGAACAGCAAUGGAGCUGUGCCAAGUAUCUUCUCUUAUUAGGCACCUGAUGAGUCCCUUCACUUAAAAAAAUCAGCUGCCUGGUAGUACAUAAUAUCCUAGUGUGAAAGUAGCUUAAUUUAUAAAGUCUCUUACUGUGGGUUGGUUUUUUUUUUUUCUUUUCUGUUAGCAUAGUUAUUUCACGUUGUGUUUAGUGCUUUUGCAUAAGACCAUGGUAAUUCUUUCUUUCAAGCUAUCAGUAGCAAACUGCCCUGCAUUUAAGAAAUAAUGUAUAUUGAUGCCAUUUGACUUGAAACAGAAAUUCUUUUGCUUAUCAGCAAACUAUCAAGAAUGAUCAGUCCAGAA